AUGCUGUUCGAGGCCGUCCGAUGAGGCGAUCGAACGGAAAGAUGGAAACCCUAGGCAUCCUUCGUGCCCGCGAAUCUCUAUAAAGCGCCCGCCAGAAGAGCCACGCCUCCCCGCAUCGAUCGGACUUGCUGUCGGCGUCUGAUCUACUCCGGAUCUCACAGUUGGAUAAUCUUCUCCGGCGAGCUUCAUGGGGAAAGAGAAGGUUCAUAUCAACAUUGUGGUCAUCGGCCAUGUCGACUCCGGGAAGUCGACCACCACGGGUCAUCUCAUCUACAAGCUGGGCGGCAUCGACAAGCGUGUGAUCGAGCGGUUCGAAAAGGAGGCCGCCGAGAUGAACAAGAGGUCGUUCAAGUAUGCCUGGGUGCUCGACAAGCUCAAGGCCGAGCGAGAAAGGGGAAUCACCAUCGACAUUGCCCUAUGGAAAUUCGAGACCACCAAAUACUACUGCACCGUCAUCGACGCCCCCGGCCACCGCGACUUCAUCAAGAACAUGAUCACCGGAACCUCCCAGGCCGACUGCGCUGUUCUCAUCAUCGAUUCCACCACCGGCGGCUUCGAAGCCGGCAUCUCCAAGGACGGCCAGACCCGCGAGCACGCUCUGCUUGCUUUCACUCUCGGAGUCAAACAGAUGAUUUGCUGCUGUAACAAGAUGGAUGCGACGACGCCGAAAUACUCGAAGGCGCGAUAUGAUGAAAUCGUGAAGGAGGUUUCUUCUUACCUCAAGAAGGUCGGAUACAACCCGGACAAGAUUCCCUUCGUUCCCAUCUCCGGCUUCGAGGGCGACAACAUGAUCGAGAGGUCCGCCAACCUCGACUGGUACAAGGGCCCGACGCUGCUCGAGGCUCUGGACUUGAUCAGCGAGCCGAAGAGGCCCUCGGACAAGCCCCUCCGGCUUCCACUUCAGGAUGUGUACAAGAUCGGAGGCAUUGGCACUGUGCCGGUCGGGCGCGUCGAGACUGGUGUUCUUAAGCCCGGCAUGGUCGUCACCUUCGGCCCUACUGGGCUCACGACCGAAGUCAAGUCGGUCGAGAUGCAUCACGAAGCUCUCCAGGAAGCCCUCCCCGGCGACAAUGUCGGCUUCAACGUGAAGAAUGUCGCCGUCAAGGAUCUGAAGAGAGGCUUUGUCGCGUCCAAUUCUAAGGAUGACCCUGCGAAGGAGGCUGCCAACUUCACUUCUCAGGUCAUCAUCAUGAACCAUCCUGGCCAGAUCGGCAAUGGCUACGCCCCCGUGCUCGAUUGCCACACCUCCCACAUCGCAGUCAAGUUCGCCGAGAUUCUAACGAAGAUCGACAGGCGAUCGGGCAAGGAGCUCGAGAAGGAGCCCAAGUUCCUUAAGAACGGCGACGCCGGCUUAGUGAAGAUGAUCCCCACCAAGCCCAUGGUCGUGGAGACAUUCUCCGAGUACCCUCCUCUUGGCCGUUUCGCGGUGAGGGACAUGCGCCAGACUGUGGCCGUCGGAGUGAUCAAAAACGUCGAGAAGAAGGAUCCUACUGGUGCCAAGAUCACCAAGGCUGCUGCCAAGAAGAAGUGAAUCUUCUUGUCGGUUUCAGUCGCUUGUCGACGACAUCCCGGCGAACUAAGAACAAGUAUUUGGAUUCAUGAGUUUUUAGGUGUUGUUGAUCUUUGUUGGCGCCAGGAGUUUUUAGGUCUGUGCUGCUCCGGGCCUCUGCCGACUACUUUUGCAUUGUGUUAAGCUGCUACACUAGUUUAUUGGUAUCAAUGACGUGCUUUAGGUUUGUGUUAACUUUUACUUUUUUUUAAUCUCUGUAUCUCAAUUUUAUCAAGUUUCUAUCUUGAGCUGAAA
Molecule: messenger RNA, 1804 nt
Organism: Zingiber officinale
Lineage: Eukaryota; Viridiplantae; Streptophyta; Magnoliopsida; Zingiberales; Zingiberaceae
Product: elongation factor 1-alpha
Exons: 3
Coding region: 188-1531 (447 amino acids)
Biological process (GO): translational elongation; translation
Molecular function (GO): GTP binding; translation elongation factor activity; GTPase activity
Source: RefSeq, a predicted model, not a curated record